AUGCCUUGGAGGGAGGAAUACGCGCAGCUUUUGUCAUUCCUCGACGCAUGCAGCGUCACAUUUCCCCUUCGUACAUUCAACAACACUCCAGAAAAAGACUUCACUUCAAUCAGACGCAUUGCUUUUGCCUUGGAAAACAUGGUUUUACAGAUAGAUCAGUUGAAGAAACCUUUGGUUCCCUCAACGCAGGCACUUGCGCAGUCGCUUGUCUGUAAAUUCAAUGGACUCCAUCGCCGUCUUUUUGGGAAACCAAUCAGCGUUCUUGAGUACGGUACUGGCCAUCAGACUUUCUCUCAUUGGAUAAAGACCUGCUCAUACAUUCUCGGUGGAGUUGAUCAAAUCAAAUUUGUUUUCCUGCUUUCCAUAUGGGUCCCGUAUCUUCACUACUACGUAGAGGCAAUUCUCGUAGCUACAGUUGUAUAUCUAUUCAUAAAUAGGAGGAAUUCUAGGAAUCAAGUGCCGAAAUUGACUGAGGAACAAAAAGAUGCAAUAAUAGCCGCAUGGCAACCAGAACCAUUGGUACCUGGUACGCCUCAGGACCAUCCGGUUUUGAACCAAAAGUUUGCUGAUGGGAAGAUGACUAAGUAUGUGAAGAUUGAGGGGAAAGAAUAUCUGAAUAUGGCCACAUCAAAUUUCUUAGGAUUUGUUGGCGAGAAGAGGAUAGAGGAAGUCGCCAAAAAGACGAUUCAGAAGUAUGGUGUAGGCUCCUGUGGUCCUCGUGGAUUCUAUGGAACAGUCGAUGUCCAUCUGAAUUUGGAAGCUGAAUUAGCCAAAUUUAUGGGUUGUGAAGAAGCUGUGUUGUAUAGUUACGCGUUUGCUACUGUAGCCAGUGCCAUUCCAGCUUAUGCCAAGAGAGGAGAUAUUAUUUUUGUUGACAAAGGUGUGAAUUUUGCAAUUCAAAAAGGUCUGCAGGCCUGUAGAAGUCGUAUUGAAUGGUUCGAACACAACGAUAUGGAAGAUUUGGAAAGGUUAUUAGAGGAACAGGAUGUCAGAGAUAAGAAGGAUCCUAAGAAAGCUAAGACCAUUCGGCGAUUUAUCAUUGUGGAAGGUUUGUACGUAAAUACUGCUGAUCUCUGUCCACUGCCACGAAUUAUGGAAUUCAAAUGGAAGUACAAGGUCCGUGUUUUCAUCGAUGAAAGCUGGUCAUUUGGAGUGAUAGGAAAAACAGGACGAGGUGUGACGGAAUAUUAUGGUGUGCCAAUCAUUGACGUGGACAUGGUGAUGGGAUCGCUGGAGAAUGCCAUGGCAUCGACAGGAGGUUUUUGCGUUGGACGCUCCUAUGUGGUCGGACAUCAGCGAUUAUCAGGACUUGGGUACUGCUUCUCCGCUUCCCUUCCACCUUUACUAGCUACAGCAGCAAGUGAAGGACUAAGAAUGAUAGAAGAACAACCAGAAAGAAUAGAGAGAUUGCAGCGACUUGCUGUGGCUGUCCAUCGUGGAUUGCUGGCAGCAUUUGAGGGAACAAAGUUCGGCGUACAGGGUGUUGAGAUUAGUCCAAUGAAACAUGUCAUGUACAAUGGAGAAGAUGCUGAGAAAAAGUUAGAUAUGUUUGUUGAUAAGCUCUUCGAUGAAGCAUCAGUCAUGAUCACGCGUGCUCGCUAUUUGGAACACGAUGAAAUGUUUCCUAUCAAACCAAGUGCUCGUGUGAUGGUGCAAUCGGAAAUGACAGACGAGGAAGUGGAACGUGCUCUGGUAGCGAUUGCAGAGAGCGAUGAGAUUUUGAAGAUGUACAAAAGUGUGUUCCAUAUUCUGGCUCGCAUCCGGCGCACUGCUUGCUCGACGUUCUCGCUUUGCGCUGGAGCCAAGCCUGACAAAGUAUCUCGUCGUAGCGGACAUAAAAGAAGUGCACCAGUGGAUGAAGCAGAAGCCGGUAUACCAGAUAACCAUGCCUACAAAUCUGAGGACGAAGGAUCAUACGCUUAUGAGCCCACUCCCGCAAAAAGAGAGCGUCAAACGCCCGACGAAGCUGAGCCUGCGAUAGAGCCGAGUCUCAAAGUAUGCGACAUCGACCCACGUGUUACCUAUGAAGGAGGAAAGUACAUGGCAGAAUACUAUGUACCCUCGGCAUUCCAUGGUAAAUUCUUGGGUUUACGCGGAGAUCUGCGCCAAGAAAUAGAAGAAUCGACUGAUUGCCAGCUUAAAAUCCCCAAAAAAGGCCAAACAGGGAAUGUUGAGAUCGAGUCAUCUGUUGGACUUGAGAAUGUGCAGCGAUGUUUGGAUCGACUAGAGCUGCUACUGAUUGACGCCAAAAAGAAGGCUAAAGUUACACACUUUAUCGCAAUACCCUGCACAGCGCCGGAGAUCGUUGAAGCAUUUGAGAAGUUUAAGGAGGCGGUAACUGUCGAUGAGCGUAUUCCAGAACGGUCUCGAAAUCCCAAACUCUUCACUGCUCCUCUCAAAUUACACAUUACGGUGUGCGUUCUUUGGCUUUUCGACGAGGAAGAGCAGAAGAAGGCGGCCGAUGUCAUCGAAGGUUGUCGAAAGGAAAUCAUUGCUACCCUACCUAAGAUUCCCUACGAGGUUGAAGUGAAUGGUGUUGAAGGAUUCGAUAACAAGUCGACCAAUCUCAAAGUCUUAUACGGCGGAAUACACUCAGAAGCUUUGCAAAACGUGUGCGAUUUGUUACGUAGAAGGCUCGUCCAAGCUGGAAUGUCUCCGGCAAAGGAGAAAUCCAAAUCGACUUUGGAUUCACCAGUACGAAUGCACAUGACUUUGAUGAAAAGCACUUAUGCUAAUCGGAGGAAGCCGAAAGCCUUUGAUGCGAAGCUCAUUUUAGACGAUUACAAAGACUAUCAUUUCGGAACAUUUGCUGUCGACAAGAUCUACAUAUGCUCAAUGCAAGGUAUUGACAAGGAAACUGGUUUUUACCAAAAAUGUUACGAGAUGUCAUUGCUGUGAAACAAAGUUUUCGCGGAGCUUGUAAAUGCUAGUGAUUGUUUUUUCGUUUGUUAUUUCCGCCAUUCAGUGCUCGUUGUAAAUUUUAUGCUGUUUGAAUCGUGUUGUCAGCAAUUUCUUAUGUUGUACAGGCUAUAUAUUACAAAUGUAAACGUUAUUUGUUGAUCUUCUUUUAAUUACCUAACCUCAACAUUAUGUCCUCAUUGUGCCCAUCAUAUGAAAUGUACUACCUUACCUUGUAGAGACAGAUCUAUUUUCCCAAUGCCUUCUUGAAUAAGAGGCGCGGGGACCUUCGCGAAAGACUGUUGGGCCUAAUUCGUAGCUUGUUACGGCCCUAUUCGCACAUUCAUUGUUCCAAGUGAUUCACGUUUGUUACAUAUUGCUCAUAUGAGUUUCCGAUGUCUAAUGUGUCAUAGCACAAUAGCAGAGCGGGAGAAAUAUGCUUUGAUGAAGUAACAGUAGAGAGG
Cylicocyclus nassatus is the source of this 3362-nucleotide messenger RNA. The record is from the annotation of a GenBank genome assembly. Lineage: Eukaryota; Metazoa; Nematoda; Chromadorea; Rhabditida; Strongylidae.